AGUGCUUGUAAAAAUUUUGAAAUAUGUCAAAUAUUAUCAGAACUCAGUAGAUAAUCAGAUUUUAACGAGUAUUGAAGUAAACACAGUAGAUAAAGUUUUUUUAAAGUAAUUCAUAAUUCUUUCACUUUCAGAAUGACCGAAGAAAAUAUUUUCACAUUCGUACCAAACAUAAUAGGAUAUGCAAGAAUUGUUUUGGCAAUAAUUUCAUUUUAUUUUAUGCCUACUAACUAUGUUAUAGCCUGUACUUGUUACGUAGUAUCAGCCCUAUUAGAUGCUUUUGAUGGUCAUGCUGCCAGACAUUUUGAUCAAAGUACCAAGUUUGGUGCGAUGCUAGAUCAACUAACUGAUCGUUGUGGAACUAUGGGAUUGGUAACUGUGCUAGCUCAUUUUUAUCCAAAAUAUAGCUUUUUAUUUAUCAUGUCUAUGUGUAUUGACGUUGCGUGCCACUGGAUAUUUUUACACACAUCUGUAUUGCAAGGAAAAAGUAGUCACAAAUUUGUUGAUAUGUCAGAAAAUCCCAUUAUGAAUUUAUAUUAUACAAAUAAAAGUGUGUUGUUUCUAAUGUGUGCAGGUAAUGAAGCAUUUUAUGCUUCGCUGUACCUUCUUCACUUCACCGAAGGACCAAUUGUUGUAGGUCUGGGACUAUUCAAAAUAAUACUUUUCCUCUCUGCACCCAUAUGUUUUUUUAAAACUGGAAUUUCACUUUUGCACUGCAUUGUUGCAUCAAAAAAUUUGGCAAUCAUCGAUGUAAACGAGAGAAAGAAGUUGUCGAAGAAAGCAUUUUAAUAAAAACACAGACAUAUUUAUUGUCUCCUUGAAUAUCUUCAUUAGUCGUAUACGUUUUGUGAAAUUCUAGUCUAACAUAGUAUUAAGUACAAGCUAGUAGUUGAAGAAUUCUUCUCCCACUGACCAAUAUAUAUUAAAAAUAAUAUAAGAUAUUGUGAAAACUAAAUUAUUCAUCGGUUCAUUUCAUAAUCUGUGAUUUAACAUUCGUUGCACACUGGGGUCUUCCAGACCCCACCAAAUUCACCAAUAAACUGAUAUUUUAAAACGUUUGUUGGCUUCAGAAUCUCAGAAACCAGGUGGUAUAAUGGUAUUGAGGUUCAUUAGACCCCAGUUUGUGUUUCGUGGUUUUUAUUCUGGUUUCACUGAUUAUUGAAUUUGAGAUUCAUUUUGUUAUUAAAUGAUAUUGAAAGAUGUUGAUAUCCAAUACAGAGAAGCUCCAAGUCUUUGUAAAAAAACAAAAUGCUCCAAUACAGAGCAAAAUUGAUGUUGGAAAACUAAUCAACACCUUGGUUAAAAACUUUUAUUGUCACUGGACACAUAGUAGUGUUAAAAGCUCGUCUGAGUGCUGGGUACUCGUGAUAUGCAUUCUUCAUUCUUUAUGCACCAGCAGCAUUCCGGAUCGUUCUUAAUUCCAGCUUUGUAAGUAGACUACUGAGAGCUGUUAGAACAACACUUUUGGUCGUACCAAGAAUGGGCACAUAGCAAAGAAAAAUAAAUUUUGACUACUGUUUUUGGAGUCUUUCAACUAAAGAGUUGAAACAAUAUUCGAAGCCAACUGGUGCCAAAGAUAUUUUUCAGUUGGUUUUCACACGACCGUUCAUAGUUAAUUGUAGCCCCACUUGGUUCUACCAAAGCCGAUAUCCUUUGAGAAGCCGAUCAGGCGCUUUGUGAACCUUUUAUGUCAUUAGGCGAGCUAUGAGUGCUAGGCACUCACAGAUGACGCGGUUUACGGUUUCAUUCUCCUCCAUGCACCAAUGGCACUCCGGAUCGUCUGUAACGCCCAUGGUGGUCGAAUUUCGCGCCUGUUUAGUUGGAGCAGUUGUUCGGUGUGGUCCAUCCAUGUCUAUUCUUUACCGAGCCUGCCUUGCGAGUAGACCGUUGAGCUACACGAAAAAUGGGUUCAUUGUUGAGAGAUGUUUUUUUUUAUAUCUUAUUUGUGAUCUGAAGGGGACUUAAUUCGUGGUAGGGAUUUAUUAGCUUUAGCCCUGAUGUAGGAAAAAUUCCUCUGCAGGGUUUAUUUUGUGCCAAAAUGGAGCUAUCCCAAAUAUAUACUUUGUGUUUUUGUUUUCUAUUCCAAGUUUCUUUUCCAAUUCUUUUAUUCCUAUCAAGAAAUAUGACUUGGUAAGUUCUUACCAGAAGGAAAAGGGGAAACUAAGGAAAAAUAUAAAAUCGCAAGUGAAAAUUGUAGUAACAAAAAUGUUUAAUUUAAGAAUACAGAUUGGAAGAGAA
Messenger RNA from Diorhabda carinulata, 2235 nucleotides. RefSeq names its product CDP-diacylglycerol--inositol 3-phosphatidyltransferase. Bases 133 to 786 code for a protein of 217 amino acids. The record is from RefSeq and is a predicted model, not a curated record. Gene Ontology annotation, biological process: phosphatidylinositol biosynthetic process. The transcript has 5 exons. Lineage: Eukaryota; Metazoa; Arthropoda; Insecta; Coleoptera; Chrysomelidae. Gene Ontology annotation, cellular component: membrane; Golgi apparatus. Gene Ontology annotation, molecular function: CDP-diacylglycerol-inositol 3-phosphatidyltransferase activity.